CUCACAGUUGCGUUUUCAACCUGCUACCGACAACAUCGUUCAAAUAGUUCCCCGGGUUCCAUCGUUCUAAGUCACAAGAUACACCCCGCAAUACGCGAACUAAACACAAAGAGUCGCGAUAGCAACAGAGACCCCGCCUGCCAACGGUCGUCGUCUAAAUUGGAUCCAAUUUCGACGAUUUAAUCAAUUUCGUACGUUUGUCGUUGCGUUUUCUUCCUGUUGCCGGUUAGUUCAGUUCGGUUGUUGGUCUCCAGUUUCAUUCGAAGUUUGAUCGCAUAUAUUUUAAGUUAGAAAUAUUUCAUCGAAUCGAAAGAUGUUGCUAUCGAAGCAAUUUGCGUGCAAAACUGCACUAUUGUCCUCAGUGAAAAUCAACACCCAGAUCUCCUUCCUGGGAAAACGUGCAAAUCAAACAGCCGCUUGCGCACAAUUUCGCCAGAUUAUCCAGGACCAGUUGAAUGACAUCCAACAGGCCGGAACGUACAAAAAGGAACGGAUCAUCGUAUCGCCGCAGGCGACAACCAUCAACGUCCAGAAUGUUCAGGGCAAAAUCCUUAACUUUUGCGCCAACAACUACCUCGGUUUGGCUUCGAACCAAGAAGUGAUUGACUUCAGUAAGAAAGCCCUGGACGAAUACGGAGCUGGGCUCAGUUCGGUGCGAUUUAUCUGCGGCACCCAGAACAUUCACAAAGACCUGGAGCAGAAGCUGUCCCAGUUUCAUCAACGCGAGGAUACCAUCUUGUAUGCUUCCUGUUUCGAUGCCAAUGCGGGAAUUUUCGAAGCCGUGCUAACGCCGGAAGAUGCGGUUUUCUCGGAUGAACUGAACCACGCCUCCAUCAUCGAUGGAAUUCGCCUGUGCAAGGCCAAAAAGGCGCGUUAUCUUCAUCGGGAUAUGAAAGAUUUGGAGGAAAAGCUGAAAUCCACGGACGCUCGUCUUAAAAUGAUCGUGACCGACGGCGUUUUCUCGAUGGACGGCAACGUGGCGCCUCUUCCGGAAAUUUUUGCUCUCGCAGACAAAUACAAUGCUCUAACAUUCGUUGACGACUGCCAUGCCACAGGAUUUUUCGGACCAACUGGCCGAGGAACGGAAGAGUUCUACGGAAUGCUUGGCCGAUGCGACAUUAUCAACUCAACGCUGGGUAAAGCCCUGGGAGGAGCAGCCGGUGGUUACACAACCGGACCCAGGGAGCUGAUCGACCUUUUGAGGCAGAAAUCUCGUCCUUACCUGUUUUCCAACUCGCUUCCACCGCCGGUAGUCGCAAGUGCUGCCCAGGUCAUGAACAUGCUCAUGAAAUCGAACAAACUAACGGCAAAGGUUCAGAGUAAUACUAAGAGGUUCCGGGAGGCCAUGACGAAGGCUGGAUUCACUAUCUCCGGAAUGGAUCAUCCAAUUAGUCCGGUGAUGUUGGGUGAUGCCCGGCUUGCAUCGACCUUUGCCGAUGAAAUGCUCAAACGGGGAAUCUACGUCAUCGGGUUCAGUUAUCCGGUGGUACCGAAAGGCAAGGCACGAAUUCGGGUUCAGCUUUCGGCGGCUCACACCGAAGAGGAGAUUGACCGGGCCGUGGCAGCAUUUAUCGAAGUCGGUAAACAGCUGAAUGUGAUUCAAUAAAAACUCAAUUGAAAAGUAAUGAAAUGGU
This is a messenger RNA of Uranotaenia lowii, 1634 nucleotides long. It is a transcript of the gene Gcat, whose product is annotated as 2-amino-3-ketobutyrate coenzyme A ligase, mitochondrial. Lineage: Eukaryota; Metazoa; Arthropoda; Insecta; Diptera; Culicidae. Gene Ontology annotation, biological process: L-threonine catabolic process; biosynthetic process. The record is from RefSeq and is a predicted model, not a curated record. The coding region runs from base 314 to 1606 and encodes 430 amino acids. The transcript is spliced from 4 exons. Gene Ontology annotation, molecular function: glycine C-acetyltransferase activity; pyridoxal phosphate binding.